UGGUGUGAACACACGAGGAUGAGGGUGGACGAUGAAGGGCAGAAACACCUGAGCAGAAAUCCAGCUCACUUCAUCACAGGCUGUGCGAGGAGCGAUGGCAGAGAAGAAGAACCGGAUCGGUGCCUCCUGGGAGGACCUGGCUUUACCUGAGGAGUAUCCGGAGCCCUGCGUGGACAGAGACGGAGCUCAGGACGCUCAGGCUGCUGGACAAGAAGACCCCAAAGACAGAGCGAUGAAACGCAGCACCAAGCUGCUGGAGAUGCUGAGGGCCGCAGAGAACAGGUGGGACCGAGAGAAGACAGGAGCACCUGAAACUGGGACAAAAGACCAAAUCACAGAGGCUCUGAAGACUAACAUGCAAAUUCAGCUCAAUGACCAGAAACAAGAAUUCAACAAGCGUCCAACCAAAGCUGUCCCUCGCUCUCUGUCUCGGUCCAUCUCACAGACGUCUACAGACAGCUUCACUUCAGUGUGCAGUGAGAGCUCGGAGGAACUGUCUCCUCCAGACAAGCUGCAGAGCACCUCCAAAGGCCUGUCAGACUUCUGCAUUAAAAACAUCAGAAAGGCUGACUUUGGGCGAAAAGAAAUCGAGAUUGCACAACAAGAAAUGCCAGCGCUGAUGAUUCUGAGGAAAAACGCAGGAGGGGAGAAACCUCUGAAUGGAGCCAAAGUGGCGGGCUGCACUCACAUCACUGCACAGACGGCGGUGCUGAUCGAGACUCUGGCGGCGUUAGGAGCUCAGUGUCGAUGGGCCGCCUGCAACAUCUUCUCCACUCAGAACGCCGUGGCUGCAGCUCUGGCUGAAGGAGGAAUCUCAGUGUUUGCAUGGAAAGGAGAAUCAGAGGAUGACUUCUGGUGGUGCAUCGACCGAUGUGUGGCAGCCGACUCCUGGCAGCCCGACUUGAUUCUGGAUGAUGGUGGUGAUUUGACUCACUGGAUCUAUAAGAAAUAUCCAAAUCUGUUCAAGAACAUCAAAGGAAUCGUGGAGGAAAGUGUGACGGGCAUCUAUCGGUUGUACCAGCUGUCGAAGGCCAACAAACUCUGCGUUCCCGCCAUGAACGUCAACGACUCGGUGACCAAGCAGAAAUUCGACACCCUUUACUGCUGCAAGGAGUCCAUCUUGGAUGGGUUAAAGCGAACGACUGACAUCAUGUUUGGAGGAAAACAGGUGGUGGUGUGUGGAUACGGUGAGGUAGGGAAAGGCUGCUGUGCGGCUCUGAAAGGACUGGGUGCCAUCAUUUACGUCACAGAAGUGGAUCCUAUCUGCGCCCUGCAGGCCUGCAUGAACGGCCUCAGAGUGAUUACACUGCAUGAAAUGAUCAAACACGCCGACAUCAUCAUCUCCUGCACAGGCAACAAGAGCGUGAUCACGCGGGAGCACUUCGACCAGAUGAAAAACGGCUGCAUAGUUUGCAACAUGGGCCACUCGAAUACGGAGAUCGAUUUGUCGAGCCUGCGGACCGAGGAACUGAAAUGGCAGCGCGUGAGGCCUCAUGUGGACCACAUCCUCUGGCCUGAUGGCAAACGGGUUGUCCUGCUGGCUGAGGGUCGUUUGCUGAAUCUGAGCUGCUCUACCGUGCCUUCGUUCGUCCUCUCUGUUACAGCCACAACUCAGGCCCUGGCUCUAAUAGAGCUGUACAAUGCACCUCAGGGUCGAUACAAACAGGACAUUUACCUGCUGCCAAAGAAGAUGGAUGAAUAUGUAGCAAAUCUUCACCUGCCGAUGUUCGACGCUCAUCUAACUGAGCURACGGAUGAACAAGCUGUGUACCUGAACAUAAACAAACACGGGCCCUUCAAACCCAACUAUUACAGGUAUUGAUUGAAGUGACACAGAAGAAGACCCACCUGAGUUCAUAAGAUGGAGCAUCAGCGCCCCCUGCAGUCUGACCCGUCCCUGACUGAUGAAGACAACUGAUGAAGACAUCUGAUGAAGACAACUGAUGAAGACAACUGAUGAAGACAUCUGAUGAAGACAACUGAUGAAGACAACUGAUGAAGACAUCAAUGUGACUUAUCUUUUCAGCAGCAUUCAGAAUAUGAUCUCAUCUUUGGAAACAGAAAAAGCAUCUCACUCUGAACUUCCACAAUAAAUAAAUAAAUAAAUAAAUAAAUAAAUAAAUAAAUAAAUAAAUAAAUAAAUAAAUAAAUAAACUUUAACUCACCAUGAGGAAGACUGUUACUGAAGAUAAAAUGAAAACUUUUUUUGUUGUUUUGACAUGAAUUUCUUCAUCAGAUCAGACUUUGGAGGUUUUCCAAGCAAACAAGAAAGUCUUUAAAAUAACCUAACGUAAAGUAAUAGGUUGAAUUAGUAGGAAUGUUUUUGUACAUUCAUAAAAAAUAUUUACUUUAAUGCAAAAAUAGGUUCUGAUAAAAAUUUAGCACAAAUAAAGAUUAUAUCAUAAAUAAAUGCAUGCAGUUUUUAAUAGUCUUUGUUAUAUUGUCACAUUGUUUUUAGGUCAGUGUGUGUUUUUUUGUCUCCCACAUAAAAUAAAAAUGUUUAUAUAAAUGUGUUUAAGGUGUUCGUGUUAAAAAAUUAUUUAUACGGGCCAUAUAAUUUUAAAAAGAUGAUGAAAUACUAUUGAUAAUUGCAGGUGAGGAGAGUGUGUAACCCUGUUAAUUGUUAAUAAUGUUGAUGUGUUAAAUUUCAGAACAGGUAAAAAUGUAUUUUCCAUUCUCACUUGGAAUAAAAUAUAUUUAAGUUAUCAAUCA
Austrofundulus limnaeus is the source of this 2712-nucleotide messenger RNA. Its product is annotated as adenosylhomocysteinase 2. The coding region runs from base 95 to 1822 and encodes 575 amino acids. The transcript is spliced from 17 exons. Lineage: Eukaryota; Metazoa; Chordata; Actinopteri; Cyprinodontiformes; Rivulidae. Gene Ontology annotation, biological process: L-methionine cycle. Gene Ontology annotation, cellular component: cytosol. The record is from RefSeq and is a predicted model, not a curated record.